UUCCUGAAAGACAAUAUUAUAUGUCCAAUAUGCCUUGAGGUGUUCAGAAACCCCGUCACCACCGCCUGCGGGCACAACUUCUGCAUCGACUGUUUGCAAGACUACUGGGACCACCAGGUCCUGAUUGGGGAGUGCCCCUACUGCCCCCAGUGCCGGGAGCCCUUCAGCUCAAGGCCUCAGCUCCGCAAGAACAUCACCUUGGGAGAGAUCGCCAUGAAGUUUGUUCGCGAGGAGGCCCAGGUGUCCAGGAAGCCGGCCAGCUCGAAGGACGUCCCCUGCGACUUCUGUGCCACCAGGAAGUUCAAAGCCGUCAAGUCCUGCCUGCAGUGCAUGGCCGCCUUGUGCGACAACCACAUCCGAUCCCACUACGAAGACAAGACCUUCAAGAACCAUCAGCUGGUUGAUCCACUCAGCGACCUGAAGGCCAACAUCUGCCUGAAACAUCGCAGGCUGCUGGAGCUAUUCUGCAAAAUAGAAGGAAAAUUCAUUUGCCAAACCUGCAUCCGGGAGGAGCACAAGAACCAUGAAGCCGUCUCUCUCAAAGAUGAGAGAGUCAAGGCCGAAGUGGAGGUCAGGCAAAUACAUGCCAAUGUGGGAAACCAGAUCUUCAUGUUGGUUGCAGACAGUCACAAACACAGAGGGAGAGUGAAUUACCUUGAGAAAGUGGUCAAAGCAGCUAGAGAUGAAGUGAAUCGGGCCUUUGCUGAUGUGCUCAAAGAGGUCAAGCGACAACAGACUAAAGUGAUGGACUUCAUAGACCAGGAAGAAAAAUCCGCCUUGGUUGGAAUGGGGAAUUCCAUUCAGCACAGGCAAGAUCAGCUGGCCAAUCUCAGGAGGCAAAACCUCUGGCUGGCGACACUGAUUGACGAAUCAAGUGACUAUCGGUUCCUCCAGGACUUCCCCAAAACUAAGAAAAUGUCUGGUUGUAUAGAAGCUUUGAUCGGUCUGAAAUGUGAGGAACCCACCAGUUUCGUAGGGCUUAAGCAGACGCUCACUGACUUGAAAUCCCAGAUAUCCAUGAUUGGGCUGUGCUUUAUUAACAAAGUGCUUCAGAAAGGGAUCACAAUGGUGCCCUAUCAAGUGAUACCAGCACCCUCAGAUCGGAGGAGCCUUCUAAAGUAUUAUUGUACCCUAAAUUUUGAUGCCAGCACUGCCAACGAAGAACUUUUCCUCUUUAAGGAGACCCACUCUGUGCUGAACAUGGGGAUCUUGCUGGAGAACUACUCAAAACCCAGCCAAGGGUUCAACCACUGGCCACAGCUUUUGUGCACCCGCAGCCUGUGCGAGGGCUGCCACUACUGGGAGGCAGAGAUCUCAAAUACGUGGCUGUGCUUAGGAGUCACCUAUAGUUACAGGCACCGCACCGAGAAGUCAUGUAUGUUUUAUCUGAUUGGGAGGAACAGCAAUUCCUGGUGCUUGGAAUGGGACUCUGUGAAGUUCUCUGUCUGGCAUAACAAUAUCCAGACAGUGGUGCAAGGCAAUUACUACAAGACCAUAGGGAUCUUGCUCGACUACACUGGUGGCUCCUUGACAUUUUAUGGCAUCACCAAUACCAUGAACCUCAUCUACAGUUUCCUGACCACAUUCACUGAGCCAUUAUACCCAGCUGCCAUGGUAAGCAGUGGGGCAUCUGUUACUUUGAGACAGCUAAAAGAGUAAGGCCAAAUCACUAAAAAGAACAAGAAAAAACCAACACAAAUUGAAACCUCAGAUUCUUUCUUAAAGGCCAAUUGCUGUUGCUCAUAAAAUUAACUUUUAUCUCA
This is a messenger RNA of Anolis sagrei ordinatus, 1763 nucleotides long. Its product is annotated as E3 ubiquitin/ISG15 ligase TRIM25-like. The record is from RefSeq and is a predicted model, not a curated record. Lineage: Eukaryota; Metazoa; Chordata; Lepidosauria; Squamata; Anolidae. Gene Ontology annotation, molecular function: protein binding; zinc ion binding.